Parasteatoda tepidariorum (common house spider) is the source of this 485-nucleotide messenger RNA. RefSeq names its product zinc metalloproteinase nas-8. Gene Ontology annotation, molecular function: metalloendopeptidase activity. Lineage: Eukaryota; Metazoa; Arthropoda; Arachnida; Araneae; Theridiidae. Gene Ontology annotation, biological process: proteolysis. The record is from RefSeq and is a predicted model, not a curated record.
ACCCGUGAUAGAUACAGAUCUUUUUGAUGGUGAUAUGAUGGGAGUUGAAAGAAUGCUCGAAGCAGACAGAAACGGUCAACGACUUCCUAUUUUCAGGUGGCCUAGUGGAGUAAUACCGUAUUUUGUGAACAGGAACAUUGAUCCCGUAAAGCUAGCAGGCCUUUAUAAGGCUUUUGAUUAUUUUAAUGACAACACCUGUCUGAAGUUUAUUCCGAGAACUAGUGAGCAGUUUUACAUUCAUGUACAUAACGGAACUGGGUAAAUAUAUACUAAGGGGCUGAGCCCCCUGUUCACUACCGCUCACAAACCCCGAUGAUUGCUAAGCAGUAACUGUUUUUUUUUGGCAUGAAAUAACUUUUUCUACGAUAGUUGAAAAUAUUCACAUAAGUACAGAACGUAACGUAAAGGUAAUAAUAGAAAGGAAUACUAAUGAGGAAAAAUAAAUAUUACAAGUACCUUUAAAUAAGAGACAUAAAAAUAAUUUU